AUGUCAAAGAAAGGAGCGGCAGCCAAGUCGACUAUUCGCAUGAUCGUUGGUGCUGGAAAGGCCGCUCCAACACCUCCUGUUGGUCCAGCCCUUGGUCAAAAAGGCGUCAAGGCUAUCGACUUUUGCAAACUCUUUAACGACCAAACUAGCCACUACAUUCCAGGCAUUCCUAUCACAACUAUUGUUACUGUCAAUUCUGAUCGUUCCUUUUCUUUCUUCAACAAAAGUCCCCCAGCCACUUGGCUAAUUAAGCAAGCAGCAGGAUUGGAAAAGGGAAGUUCGCAGCCUCGUAUCGUCGAGGUUGGCCAAAUUUCACUGAAACAUAUUUACGAGAUUGCCAAGAUUAAGCAAGGCGAUAUUGCAUUUAAAGGUGUCUCGCUCGAGGCAGUGUGUCGAUCAAUAAUUGCUACGUCUCAAGGAAUGGGAGUUACAGUUAUUCAUUAA
This is a messenger RNA of Batrachochytrium dendrobatidis JAM81, 444 nucleotides long. RefSeq names its product mitochondrial 54S ribosomal protein YmL19. NCBI's taxonomy places the organism in Eukaryota, Fungi, Chytridiomycota, Chytridiomycetes, Rhizophydiales. The transcript has a single exon. The coding region runs from base 1 to 444 and encodes 147 amino acids. Gene Ontology annotation, molecular function: structural constituent of ribosome; large ribosomal subunit rRNA binding. Gene Ontology annotation, biological process: translation. Gene Ontology annotation, cellular component: ribosome; mitochondrial large ribosomal subunit. The record is from RefSeq and is a predicted model, not a curated record.